AUGGCUUCUGAAGUACUGACUGAACGACCACUGGCUAACCCAGCUGCCAUUGAAGUGAAUGAGGCCACUCAACAAUCUAGGCCGACCUCCAUUUUGGAGGUAGAAGAACCUCGCGAUGAUGAAGAGAACAUUGUCUAUCCGACUGGGCCGAAACUCUGGUCGACUAUGGCUUCAAUGGCAAUCGCAUGCUUCCUCAGCGGACUUGACCUCACUAUUGUCGCUGUAGCUGUCCCAAGCAUCACAGACGAGUUCCAAACCAUCGCGGAUAUCGGAUGGUACUCAGCUGCAUAUGGCAUGACCCUCAGCGCCUUUGUCUUCUUCUUCGGCCAGAUCUACACCCUCUUCUCCAUCAAAGCCGUCUUCCUAAUCGGCAUAGCAACAUUCGAAAUCGGCUCUCUGAUCUGUACUCUCGCACCCUCUUCCGCAAUCUUCAUCCUCGGCCGCGCAGUCAGCGGUCUUGGACGAGGUGCCAUUAAUGGCGGUCUCUUCAAACUCCUUCGUCAAUGUUUCCCACUAUCCAAACAGGCUAUUACCAAUAGUUUCUUUGGCUCGAUUCAGAGUGUUGGACUUAUCACUGCGCCUACUAUUGGCGGUGUGUUAAUCGAUGCGUUUUCGUGGAGGGCUUGUUUUGGUGUUAAUUUGCCUCUUGGUGUUAUGUGUCUUGUCCUAACGGCUUAUGGAGUUCAUGAACAGCCUCCGCGCAAUGAUGCGCCUGUUCUUACCCUGAAGGAGAAGAUCAAGAAGGUUGAUUUCUUCGGCACGUUGCUAGCUGUACCGGCUAUUACUUUCCUCCUCAUGGCACUGCAAUGGGGAGGGACAAAGUUUGGCUGGGGAAGCUGGCAGAUUAUCCUUCCUCUUGUUGUUUGCGCUCUUCUAUUCGUGGCGUUUGGAUACUUGCAGUAUCGUCAAGGUGACAAUGCUCUGCUACCGCCAAGGAUCUUGAAGCAAAGGAGUAUCAUCGCAGGGAUGUGGUAUGGGGCGUGCUGUGAAGGAGUUUUGGCCGUGACUGAGUACUACAUGUCUAUCUACUUCCAGGGCGUCCGUGGGUAUUCACCUACAAAGGCAGGUUUGCUUGCACUGCCUAUGGUCGGCGGCCUGGCUAUCGCGUUCAUCAUUUCUGGUGUUGGAACUACAUGGAUCGGAUACUAUUACCCAUUCAUGUUGGCUACGAGUGUCCUCACACCCAUCGCAUCCGGCCUUCUCACCACUCUCGAUCUCGAAGAACAAAUCGCCAAAGCCGUUGGCCUCCUCACCUUUCUCGGCUUAGCAGUCGGUCUCGGUCUUCAAGGUCCCCAAGUAGCCUUGCAAGCCGUUCUCCCCAUCGAAGACGUGUCUCUCGGUGGUGCAGUCAUCACCUUUGGGGCAGGAAUGGGCUCUGCCUUAUGGAUCUGCGCCUCUGCAACAUUAUUCCAAGACCGUUUGUCAAAGGAAAUCCAGGAUGCUGCUCCGGGGACUAACACUACCCAUAUUCAAGAAGCGGGUCUAUCUAAGUUGAGGGAGUCAAUUGGACCCGAUAGGUUGAAGAGCGUGUUGUCAGGCUACGAGAAUGCUGUUGUCCAGACGCUAUAUAUCCCAUUGGCACUGGCGCUACCUAUCAGGGCCGCCCCUGUAAAAGAAGGUACAGCUCUUCCGAGGACUCUCAUUGAGCGAGCUGCGUCGAAGCGAUCUGGAAUCAUCAAAUCAGCCUGCUGGGAAUGUCGGAAACGAAAGGCAAAGUGCAAUGGACAAAAGCCAGUUUGCGUCAACUGCUCGAAAUACGACCGAGAAUGCGUAUAUGAUUCUGAUAUUAGGGAGUCGCGAGUCAGGGGCUUACAAAAGGCGAACGAGAAGCUUGAAGAAGAGUUGCAAGCUGCCAAGUUGCUGCUGAGGCAGAUGGCCAAUGGCUCUGCUCAUUUGAGAGAUGUUGUGUCAGGACUGCUGGAGGAUGACAAACAACCGACCGAGAUAAAGCAGUUGUUGGAAAACGGUGAGCGCACCAACCUCGAGAUUGGCGAUGCGGAUAAUGGACGACUUUCGACCACAUUGAACGACACAACACUAGGGAGGGUUGCCAGUGGCACUCCAGGGAUAGGUGAUCCGUGCUCGUUUGCUGUGGAGGAGUCCGGAUCUCUCAAUGCAGAGAUACCAAUCAUGCAGCAAGAAGAGUCUUCUUCAGAUGGUGACUCCUACAUUAUAAUGGAGGCUGAAACAUCGGCAGUUUCCACCGCUGGUUCUUCCAUACUCUCUGCUUCUAACUACUCGUCUACUGAGCUGUCACCUGAACAUGCCCAAAUCAACACUCCAUCUUUUAUAGACAGUAGCAACGACACCCUUUUUUAUUCAUCACAGAUCUCAUAUUCUCAAUCCUCAAUGCCGUCGGCCAGGAAGGCUCCAAUCAAACAGUUACCUGUCUCAAAUCAACAGGACUAUCGCGAGGAUGUGCUCACGGAUACGACGAAAAGCAGAAGUUUGUUCUUCCAGCCGCUGUUCAACCACAACGAUUACUUUCUUACGACCUCCAUCACUACACCUAUGCCACAAGAUAUAGGCUCUACGAAUCUGAGUGUUAGCAACGAGUAUUUUGAAAUACCAGAGAACAUCACAACGAACGUGCAAGAUGGCAUCCCAAACAGCUAUCUCUCAACGAAACCGAGUAGUCCAGUCUACGCAACAAAGGAGGAGCUUCAAGACACAGCGCUCAGAAUUCACCCGAAUUACAAGAACCACUUUGGAAACCUUGCACUAUCGAAUAGUAUCAGAGCCAAUGGAUAUCCUCGACAUAUACAAGACGCCCAAAUACGCAACAUCUUCGUGCCAAAUUGGGCUGCCACGACACUCAACACCGAACUGGACCCGGGGGACAUGAGCAACGCAUUCAGCGACAUUUACCAAAAGGCCACAAGUCUACUAAAGAAAGGCGAGCCUGUAAAUCGAGUCAUCGGAGACCAUCCAAAUAUUGCGGCAUUGUACGAUCAGGAGCAGUUCGACAGGUCGUCUUUGUUAUCUCAAUGGGCAGCUCGCAUGGUUCAUAGCGUGAAAUGUCAGGGAUAUGAUUUUACCUGUUUUGCAUCCAUGAAUGUCUUUUGGUACAUGAUGCGAUGGAUGAUCGACCCAUCACCAGAAACAUAUGCCGCGAUGCCAGAAUGGAUCAGACCAACUGCAAAUCAGCUCUUCACACCUCAUAUCAGCAUGGCUGAUUUCGUCCUCUGGCCCGCAUUCCGCGAGCUGGUAGUGCAGUUCCCGCAACUUCAAGAGCGUAUGGCGUGGCUUGCGGAUAUGUCCAUGCAUAUCAGGUGCGAGUGGCCGUAUGCGCUGGAAGAUGCGUUGAAGCCAGACCCAAUUAAUGGAACUGUUGAUCUCGUGAAUCUGGCCAAGGAGCAUGUUGGGAACUUAGGAUGUUGGUCUGUCGGGCCUUCAUUUAGAAAGUUGGUAAUGAACGCAGAUGCGUACCUUCAAAUUAGGAAUGAGGAAUGA
This is a messenger RNA of Fusarium redolens, 3453 nucleotides long. RefSeq names its product major facilitator superfamily domain-containing protein. The transcript has 11 exons. Bases 1 to 3453 code for a protein of 1150 amino acids. NCBI's taxonomy places the organism in Eukaryota, Fungi, Ascomycota, Sordariomycetes, Hypocreales, Nectriaceae. Gene Ontology annotation, biological process: transmembrane transport; regulation of DNA-templated transcription. The record is from RefSeq and is a predicted model, not a curated record. Gene Ontology annotation, molecular function: transmembrane transporter activity; DNA-binding transcription factor activity, RNA polymerase II-specific; zinc ion binding.